Perkinsus marinus ATCC 50983 is the source of this 1062-nucleotide messenger RNA. RefSeq names its product Isopenicillin N synthetase, putative. The coding region runs from base 31 to 1062 and encodes 343 amino acids. Lineage: Eukaryota; Perkinsozoa; Perkinsida; Perkinsidae. Gene Ontology annotation, molecular function: dioxygenase activity. The record is from RefSeq and is a predicted model, not a curated record. The transcript has 8 exons.
AGUUAUUUCUAUUAUUCGUCGUUAAACUCCAUGGACCAGAAUGAUCGUCCGAACCGCCCCAACAGGAGGGAUGAGACAAAUAGUGACGGGAUACCUCGAAUAGACCUUGCACAGGCAGUAGCUCACCCGGAUGACCCUGACAUAUUGCGAUAUGUGGCAACAGAGGUGUCUUCUGCCAUGGAACUAUAUGGAUGUUUUGUUAUAGUCAACCAUGGGGUACCUCGUGAGAUCUGUGAGGGGGUCGAGCAGACCUCGAGAGAGUUCUUCAAUCUUCCUAGUACAGUGAAGAGGGAAGUAUUGGCUACCGCGGAAGACUUUGAAGGUUAUGAUGCUGGUGGAGAACUACUCUAUAGGAGCGAGGAAACGGAUGAGUAUUUACAGCAGACUAGAGGGCAGGCCGACGCCAAGGAGUCCUACCAAAUAUGGCCAUCCACCUCCAGUUACCCAGGGUCCACUCGAUCAGGUCCAAACAAAUGGCCGAGACUGCCACCUGGAUUCCGUGAUAAAUAUAUGGCAUACUACAGGGAGAUGGAGCGAUUAACGAGUCUUAUUUAUAAAGUACUCGCCCUAGCACUCGGGAAGGACCCUUGUUUCUUUAAUGAUAUGAAUCAUAACCAUUUGGCAGUCCUACGCCUGCUAUGCUACAAGGAGGAGCCGACUGUACCCCAAGGAGGUGUGCGAUGCUCGGUCCAUAGUGAUUGGGGUCCGUUAACCCUCCUUCGUCAAGCUAAUAGCGAUGCUUGUGGGAUGUAUCUACAGAUAGUUGGACCAUCGAAUGACUGGAUAGAUGUGAAGACUAGUGGUGAUGAAAUACUAGUGAAUACCGGUGAUAUGAUGGAUUAUUGGACCAAUCAUAGGUGGAGAGCCAUCAAGCAUCGUGUCAUUCAGCCAGAAGGUCCCCUUGUAGAGCCACGUUAUAGUUUCGCCUACUUCCAUUCCUUCAACGCCGACUCAAUGGCUGACCCACAUGACUUCGAUGCUGAUGCAUUAAGUCGCCCCGUUAACCAAUGGGAAUAUGUUGUACGGAAAAAGACUAAUUCGAUAGUUGGUGAUGCUCAUUGA